GUCAGAUCAGCUUCAGAGAUCGAGACGUUACACGCGGUCCACGUGCUCGCUUAAUAUCUGUGAUGUACAAAUUGGGGAGCUUCAUUCCAGCAGCAAAAGUUUGUCAUCAGCUAAGAAGGGGUAUUUUCUAUUUUCAAAAUAUAUUGGAGAAGACGGAGUGUCAAACUGGUACAAACUUUGUUGGAGCAGAUACAAUUGUUUGGGGGUUUAAGAGCACCAUCAAUCAAAGGAGACUUUCAACCUCAACCAAUAUGGCUCAGAAGGUAACAAUGAUAUUGGACUGUGACGUUGGAGUUGAUGAUGCUACAGCCCUGAUGAUGGCUUUAGGUCAACCUAACGUUGAUUUAAUGGCUAUCACCUGUGUCAGUGGGAAUGUAGGAGUUAACAAGGUGGCCAGCAAUGCUCUUCGAGUUUUACAGGAGUGUAACAGAUUGGAUAUCCCUGUCUACGUUGGUGCGACAACAAGCAUUAUAGGAACCGCCAGAGAUGCUGUGUGUGCACAUGGAGAUGAUGGUCUUGGAAAUAUCCCCAAACCAAAGGCCCCGCCCAGUUCAGAUCUGCUCCAAUCAGAACAUGCCAUUCAGGCCUUGAUACGCAUGGUCAACGAGCACCCUCAUAAAAUAACCCUAGUGGCCAUUGGUCCAUUGACGAAUGUUGCAUUAGCUUUAAGGCUUGAUCCAUUGUUUACUAGUAAAUUGAAAGAUCUCAUCAUCAUGGGAGGAAACAUCAAAGGAAGGGGCACAGGAUUCUGGACUGCCGAGUACAAUUUUGGAUUUGACCCUGAGGCUGCUCAUAUCGUCUUAGAAGAAACCAAAUGUCCAACACUCCUUGUUCCUUUAGAGACAUGCAUUGACCAUGGUUUAUCAUUGGAUUGGUUUGACAAGCUUGCCUCAAAGGAUUCGCCCAGGGCGCAAUUCAUGCACGCCAUGAACAAACGAUCUACCACUCGCUGUAGGGAAGUACAGAAGCUACCCACGUAUAUGAGUGCUGAUGGAAGCGCCAUGGUGGUUGCGAUCGACAGAGACUCAAUAGAGGAAUCUGUUCAUUCUGUUUGUAAGGUAGAGUUACAAGGUAUGUUAACAAGAGGACAGGUAGUGACUCAUAAACUCAAUACACCAUGGAUACCUGAGCUGAAGGGGGUGGAGAUUGAAGUCGUGACCAAAUUUGACAUGAAACUCUUCUAUAAGAUGUUGAAUGAUGCCGUUGUUUAGUUUGGUCUGACAUAGCGCCAUUUGGCUAACAGCCAGGGUAUGAGCUUAUGAAAUAGUUACUGCUGAAAUAAAAGUAUAGAAGUAUGCUGUUGGAGCAAUGCAUUUCAUUUCAUCAGCAGAUACACAUAUCUGAUAUGUUUGAACAGAGUUAUAAUGAUAAUUGGAUUUAGGCAUCACUUUUUGCCAGAGGAUACAAGGUACAACUAUGAUUAUCUGGCUUUAGCUUGAGCUACCUCAUCAUUAGCAGUGUUCAGUGCAUUCAAGGAAUUAAUCCUACUGGGUACCCAUUCAUCUCUCCUGGGUUGAGUGCAGCAGAAUGUGGAUCAAUUUCUUGCUCAAGUAAAACAUGCCUUGCUUAGGAUUUGAAACCAUGACCUUUUGUUUGAAAGACGAGAGUGAGAACCACUAGACAAUGAAUAUAGUAGUGUCAACAAAGGUUUUAGUUUUGGUUGAACCAUUUAAAGUCAAUCCUCCAGUCGCUAAGUCCAUAUACUUGUAUUUCUGAACUGCCUAUAUGCUUCUUAGACUUGUAACAGUUUUGGAAUUCAAAACCUGAAUGUAGUUUUCAAAUAUGUGAUGAAAACUUAAAAUAGCUGUUUAGUGAAGGACGUGUUCAAAUCCAAUGUUGGCUACCCUAGUAUGUCAGAUCUUUGAGUGAAUAUAAUAGAUAUUAUAUAUCACCAUCUAUUUGGAAAUAAUCUUUUCUUCUGUGCAUAAUUAAAGGAGAAUAAAACCUUUGGAACAAGAAAGCUUGUGUGAAAACAGAAAAAUCUAAGAAACAGAUCAACGAAAGUUUGAGAAAAUCGGACAAAUAAUGAGAAAGUUAUGAGCAUUUGAAUAUUGCGAUUACCAAUGCUAUGGAGAUCCUCACAUUGGCAAUGCGACAAAGAUGUGCGAUGUCACUUGUGAACAACUCGCCCUAUUACUUAAGUAUAUAUUUCACUAAAACUACCUCUUUUAUCACAUCUAUCAGUAGAUCAUGUGCUCUUUCUAUAGGAGGGCAUGUAAUACAGGUUUUUAAAUACAUCAUGGAUAAAGAGUUGGAUCACCAUAAGAAAAAUCAAAAAGAGACAAUUGGGGGGGUAUUUUAUAGUCCAUCAAAGGGAAAGUUGUUCACAUGUGACAUCACACAUCCUUGUUGCAUUGCCAAUGGGAGGAUCUCCAUAGCAUUU
Lytechinus pictus (painted urchin) is the source of this 2383-nucleotide messenger RNA. Its product is annotated as nucleoside hydrolase-like. Gene Ontology annotation, molecular function: hydrolase activity, hydrolyzing N-glycosyl compounds. The transcript has 5 exons. The record is from RefSeq and is a predicted model, not a curated record. NCBI's taxonomy places the organism in Eukaryota, Metazoa, Echinodermata, Echinoidea, Temnopleuroida, Toxopneustidae. Bases 63 to 1211 code for a protein of 382 amino acids.